Messenger RNA from Trematosphaeria pertusa, 348 nucleotides. Its product is annotated as ankyrin. The annotation marks the transcript as partial. Gene Ontology annotation, molecular function: protein binding. NCBI's taxonomy places the organism in Eukaryota, Fungi, Ascomycota, Dothideomycetes, Pleosporales, Trematosphaeriaceae. The transcript has a single exon. The record is from RefSeq and is a predicted model, not a curated record.
GCUGCAGAGAACGGGCACGAGGCGGUGGUUAAGCUGCUGCUCGACAAGGGCGCCAACCUAGAGUCGAAGGACAAGGAGUCUGGCCAGACGCCGCUGUUGUGGGCUGCAGAGAACGGGCACGAGGCGGUAGUUAAGCUGCUGCUUAACAAGGGCGCUAACCUAGAGUCGAAGAACGACGGGUACGGCCGAACGCCGCUGUCGUGGGCUGCAAAGAACGGGCACGAGGCAGUGGUUAGGCUGCUGCUUAACAAGGGCGCUAACCUGAAGUUAAAGGACGACAGGUACGGCCAGACGCCGCUGUCGUGGGCUGCAGAGAACGGGCACGAGGCGGUGGUUAAGCUGCUACUC